AGGGCAGGGCCUAAAGUUUGAGUGCCCUCUCUCCCCAUGUGCACAUUUCCUCUACCUCUUAUGCUCAGAUGAUAAGUGCCUCUUACUGAAGAGCGACGGACUGUGAAGUACCUGCAAGCAGAACUCUACAGUACCUGGAUCCAAGGUGCUACCUCUGUUCUCCUCGCUCUCUCCUCCAUUCUUCUCUCAUUCCUUCUCAUCGAGAAGAGGUUCUUGAGGUGCCAGCCAAACCUGAGGGCCGUCAGACCCCGAGAGGGACACGGUAGUGAGAGGUAACCAUGACAAACCCAUGCAUGGUGUUUCUGGAAGUGCUUGGGAUGCUGAUCGGGAUGGGCGGCUGGUUUUGUUCAUUGGCAGCCACCAUCAUGCCUCAGUGGUUAUCACUUUCUACUGAACUAAUGGGUAUGGAGAGCUACGAACAAGGGCUUUGGGAGGCUUGCGUGAUCCAGGAGGUUGCUGGCACGGAGUGUCGCCCCUAUGAUACUAUCCUAGGCCUCGAGCCCAAGUUCAUGCUGGCCCGUAUUCUAAUAUGCAUUUCGGAUGCCACAUGUCUUCUCGGACUGCUCCUCACCAUUCCUGCCAUGAGUCAGAUCAACUGCUUGAAGAGUGAGGAGGGAAGGAGGACCAAGCGAGGUUUGAAGAUCACGGCCGGUGUGUUUUUAUGCAUCGCUGGAUUGUUUGUGCUCUUUCCCGUCUCCUACAUCGCUCACGAUAUUGUUGUUAAGUUCUUUGAUGAGACCAUACCUCACGUGGUGCCACGUUCCGAGUUUGGGGACGCGCUGUUUAUCGGCUGGGCUGCAGGACUUCUUGACGUUGUGGCAGCCGCGCUGUUAUUCGCCUCUUGCUCUGACUCAAGAGACAGUGAACUACAUCUGGUGCAUCACAUUCAAAGGCAGGAGAUCAGAACUAUUGAUGGUUCGAAAAAACGCACUGAGUAUGUUUGAGGUACAUUUGUUGUGUAAUGCCUAUUAGUGUUGAUGGAGCAGGAAAAAAAAAAACUUUUGGAUAAUAUCUUCUGGAAUAUGUUUAUACUUAGAUUCAGUGUAUCCAUCAAUCAAACCCUUGAAACAGGUAAAUCAUUAUUACGAUGCAUUUGUCAUUUAAUAUCUGAGUAGUCUAUUUGAUUAUUUGUAUUAUCGGUAAUGUGUUGAUAUUGAAAAGUUGCCAAUACGUUUUCAGUUGCUUUCAUAGAGAUGUAAUGAUUGACAAAAAAAAAAAAAAAAAAA
Carassius auratus (goldfish) is the source of this 1226-nucleotide messenger RNA. It is a transcript of the gene cldn33b, whose product is annotated as claudin 33b. Gene Ontology annotation, molecular function: structural molecule activity. Lineage: Eukaryota; Metazoa; Chordata; Actinopteri; Cypriniformes; Cyprinidae. Gene Ontology annotation, cellular component: bicellular tight junction; membrane. The record is from RefSeq and is a predicted model, not a curated record. The transcript has a single exon. The coding region runs from base 279 to 944 and encodes 221 amino acids.